AGAUCGCCGCUGGGAAAUUUAAAGUUCAACAGCCAGUAGUGUGACCUGCUCAGUGUAACUUGCUUCUGUGAAAAGACAAAAGACUUAGACUUUCAACAUGGAUUUUGCUAACGACGGCCACACCAAGAUGUAUUUCUAUGAAAACAGACUGUUAACUUUCGUUGGCUGGCCGUUUGAGGAGGGCUGCGGUUGUACCCCUGAGAACAUGGCUAAAGCUGGAUUCAUUCACACACCGUCUGGAAACAGCCCUGACGUAGCGCAGUGCUUCUUUUGUCUGAAAGAGCUGGAGGGCUGGGAGCCUGAAGACGACCCUGAAAAGGAGCACAAAGCACAUUCUCCCACCUGCAACUUCAUCACCAUGAAAAAGUCAGUGGAGGAUCUGACUGUGGAGGAAUUUCUCAGACUUGAGAAAGAGAGACAGAAAUUUGUGAUUAAAAAGACAUGCAAACAAGCCAUUGAUAAAUUUGAAGAGGCUGUGAAGUUGAAAAGAGGCCAGAUCAUCCAGACAGCAAUGGGUGAAGAAUGAAGAUGGACACAGAGACUACCUCAUGACUUUUUUGUGUUUCCUUUGCUGGUUUAGACAUGUAUAUACUUGGAGUGGAUUAUGUAUAUAUGUAUGUAUGUAUGUAUUAAUGUAUCAACUGCAACCUAUGUGGCAGUCUUGAGAAAAUGAUGUUUAGCUGAACCAUGUACAGACUUCUCCUUGGGGUAGCCAAGUGCUAUCAGUAAAUUAAAUCAGAGUUGCUGAUGGGGGGGACUAAACAGAUGCAAUGGCUGGAGCACAUAUAGGGGAGGUGGAACCAAACCCAUGUUUUUCUUUAAGACUUCAUUAAAAAGUCAACAUUUCUUUUUGUAUGGAUGUUUUAUGACACUGUAUUAUUUGUAUUUGUUCAAGUGUUAGUGCUUUUACAAGCAAAACGCUAUUGUUGCCCAGGUAGAAAUCUAUGAACAGCUUCCUCAGGUGGACAAUGACUUCUGCAUGUGCUGUAUGUCCAACAGUACCUGUAAACGAGCUGGACCCUGGGCUGUUGUGUUCAAUUAACAUUUUUGUUACCACUCUUCAAC
This is a messenger RNA of Colossoma macropomum (tambaqui), 1065 nucleotides long. RefSeq names its product baculoviral IAP repeat containing 5a (gene birc5a). The coding region runs from base 98 to 526 and encodes 142 amino acids. The transcript has 4 exons. Lineage: Eukaryota; Metazoa; Chordata; Actinopteri; Characiformes; Serrasalmidae. The record is from RefSeq and is a predicted model, not a curated record.